UGAAGUCAACAUUGAAGCAGGUUGGAGCUUGCCUUAAGGCUUGUGGCCAAGGGUAUAGAACUUUCCUUUCUUAUAGCCCCCCAUCCUCUUAUUUUAACUUACCAGCCGAUUUAACACCCUUCAUCACUCGAACAACUCAAGACCACAUUUGCGGAGGUGGAUUCGGUGAUGUCUGGAAAUGCAAUUACAAUCCAGAUGGUUGCGGUCAAGGCCUUCAGAUACCCAGAGCAAUGUGAAGAUUCAGAGAGAAUACACAGGAAAAUUAACAGAGAAAUCGGCAUUUUGACGAUUUUACGCCAUAAUAACAUUGUACCGUUGUUGGGUACAGUGACAGGAUUUGGACGGAAGCCAGGGUUGCCCAGCUUGGUAACUCCGUGGAUUUCCAACGGCACGUUGAAUGCCUACCUUGCAUCUAAACGCAAGCAUCUAACAGUGCUGGACCGUUCACGUAUGGUAAGUAGAAUUCCCAUCACAUCCUUGCACUCUGUGCCUGUCGUGCAUGGGGAUAUAACAGGAGCAAAUAUACUAAUUGACGAGGGAGGCCGGGCGAAGCUAAUCGAUUUUGGCCUUUCCACCGUUGUCACGCCCGUUUUCGGCCAAUCACACUUGGCUGUAACAUCGAUACAUCCAGGCGCAAUCCACUAUGCAGCACCAGAACUUCUAUUAGAUGAUGUCAAUGUCAAUGGUCUACCUUUGGAAAAAACCGACAUCUACUCAUUUGGUUGUGUAAUGCUUCAAGACUUACGGAACAAGAUUAUCUCGGGUCAGCACCCUUGGUCUGAGAUCAAGUGUCAAUCCCCGGAAUUCCGUGUCUAUGGUUUGAAACGCCAAGGUCAUAGUCCGCAGCGCCCAAACGGUCACCCUGCAAUAAUGGACUCAGAUUGGGACAUGAUUCAAAAAUGUCUGCAAUCAAAAUUUGAACUUCGGCCUUCAGCAGAUGAAGUAUUCGACUUUGUCACGCGUAGGCCUUGCUCAUCAGAUUCUUCGAGUCUACCUAACGAUUCUCCCGAUAAUGCGCAGGGUGGCUUCCCCGGAGCUUCCUCGCACAAUAAUUCCAACGGUAUAACAAAACACCCGUUUAAUAGUCUACGAUCCAACCCUGAUCAUGAGCCGACGGAUGGAAUUAUAGAGCCUGGAGCUCAGAUAUCUUUUCCUUCUUCACCACCCAACACUGAUUCUUCGCCAUUAUUUCAGAGUGUCAUUCGAUCGACUAGCAACCCAGGACAUGAACAGAAACAACCGGCGCCACCACCACCGCCACCUCCAAACGCAUGGUCGAGCAACCACGAAACGCGCCUGCGGGAAAGAAAUAUCGUCAUAUUUGGCGAAACCGGUUCAGGGAAAAGUUCAAUCAUCAACACAAUCGCGCAAAAGCAGCUCGCGAAGACAUCUAACGAUGCACAUGGAUGCACUUCUACCUCUCAACGUUACCCAGUAGAAUUCUCAGGCCAGCAAUUCGUCCUGAUUGAUACCGCAGGUCUCUGCAUGGGAACUGCAGACACCGUGUCAGCGGCAAAAGCGGAAAAAAGGUUGAAGAAUCUGUUGCGUGAGCUCAUGAGCUCCAAGUUGGAUGAAAUUAGCCUUCUGGUGUACUGCAUGGACAGCACGAUCGCCACUAGCGCCCUCCUUAAGGCCUAUGAUAAAUUCCACUCUGGAAUCUGCCAGAAGAAGUUUCCGAUCGUAGUCGUCAUCACAGGAUUAGAGAAAGAGACCCACAUGGAGAGCUGGUGGGAUACCAAUGUGAAAAAAUUCAAGGGCAUGUAUUUCGAAGGUCAUGCUUGCGUCACAACGCUUUGGGAACACACAAGCCUCCCAAACCACAUCACUCAUCGUAUUUCAGAGUCGGGCGAUAUUCUGCGCAAACUUGUCAUAGACAAUUACGCGGAUUUACCAAUUGCCAACGGCUUAGAUUCGGCGAUGAGCAAAAGCUGGUUCAAGAAGAAGGGAUGAUCGCGCAUUAUUCUCGAAUGAACU
Messenger RNA from Suillus fuscotomentosus, 1974 nucleotides. RefSeq names its product kinase-like domain-containing protein. The record is from RefSeq and is a predicted model, not a curated record. The transcript has 13 exons. The coding region runs from base 169 to 1950 and encodes 593 amino acids. Gene Ontology annotation, biological process: protein phosphorylation. Lineage: Eukaryota; Fungi; Basidiomycota; Agaricomycetes; Boletales; Suillaceae. Gene Ontology annotation, molecular function: ATP binding; GTP binding; protein kinase activity.